AGAGAGAGGAGGGAGGCAGUGCCAGCAGGAUCAAACUUCCCUCCCAUCAGCAUGCAGCGUGCUAUGUGAAUGUACAUAUGUGUGUGUGUGCGGUCAGAUCCUUCUGCUAACGCGCUCUGAGAAAGACCUCCCCAGCCCACACGGGUUUAGUGUUUUGGAGACUAACCUGUGGGUCGAUGCACAGCUCUGUAAAGCAUGAAAACUGGGAUCCAGCAGCAAACAGGACGAGAGAGAGGAAAGUGCACGACAAACGAGCUGAACCCUCAGGACUGUCAGUAGGUCAGUAGGGAACCAUGUGCAGCUCCCUGAGCCCCAAACAGUGCAGCGGGCCCGGCCUCACAGACAUGCAGCAGUAUCACCAGUGGCUGACCAGCAGACAUGAAGCCAGCCUGCUGCCCAUGAAGGAAGACCUCGCCCUGUGGCUCAACAAUAUUCUCGAUCUGGAAAUCACCGCAGAGAGCUUCAUGGAUCGCUUGGACAACGGCUUCCUGUUGUGCCAGCUGGCUGAGACACUGCAGGAGAAGUUCAGACAGAGUAACGGAGCCUUGCUUUCACGUGGAAACAGCAAGCAGAAUAUUCCCCAUCAGAGGAUACCAUGUCGCCAGAGCGCUCCCUCCGGCUCCUUUUUUGCUCGGGACAACACAGCCAACUUCCUGUCCUGGUGUCGUAAGGUUGGAGUUGGGGAGACAUGUCUCUUUGAGUCAGAGGAUUUAGUUCUUCAUAAGCAGCCACGAGAAGUGUGUCUCUGUCUGUUGGAGUUGGGAAGGAUAUCUACAAGGUACAAUGUGGAGCCUCCUGGACUUAUACAACUGGAGAAAGAGAUUGAACAAGAGGAAAAAGGUCCUCCACCACCCCCAUCACCUGUAUCCCCAGUUCAGCCGCUCUCGCCUUCCCCCUCCUCAUCUCCUUCUCCGUCUCCGACUCCGACCAAAGUCAGCUGUAGCAAGAAAAGUACAGGGAAGCUGCUGGAUGAUGCUGUAAGACACAUUGCUGAAGACCCCCCGUGCAGAUGUCCAAAUAAAUUCUGUGUGGAGAGACAUUCACAGGGUCGAUACCGUGUUGGAGAGAAGAUGCUUUUUAUUCGGAUGCUGCACAACAAGCAUGUGAUGGUGCGUGUAGGUGGAGGCUGGGAGACCUUUGAGAGCUACCUGCUGAAACACGACCCGUGCCGCAUGCUCCAAAUCUCCCGAGUGGAGGGCAAGACUUCCCCUGUGAGCAGCAGCAAGUCCCCCAAUAUUAAAGACCUCACCCCUGACAGCUACCUGGUAGUGGCAGCACACUACCGCAGCAAAAAGUGAAGACAAGAGACUGCACGGUGCCAGUGAUAAAAGGACACAGAGGAGGACUUCUUGCCAUUGUGUACUACCAAAUGGAUGUAGCUACAAAACAAAACCCUGUUGUUCAACAUAUCAUAUUAUAGCUACAGGUGCAAGAGCGAUUAUGAAAAGCAGAGAAAGAGUCAAUUCUGUCACGUGUUUGAGUGCGGAAUCACACUAGUAUGCCCAUAAGUUGUAUUUUAUGAAGUUUUAUACAUCUGUAAACAGCUUUGAAAUAUGCCUACUGUAUAAUGUGUUAAGUGGGUAAAAGAUGUACAGUAAAGCUGUACAUUUUCUUGACUUUUUUUCAGUCACUACUUGUAUUUUAAGCAAUAUAUCACUUUUAGUAGGUCCUCUCCUUGAUUUAUUCCAAAUACUCCAUUCAAGUUGUCGAUCGGGCCGGCAUUAACAGAUCGUAUCGGACAUAUUAGAAAAUGAACUUUUCUGGAACUUAUCGGAGUAGGUUUUCUUUGGAAAAUGUGUGUCAAGCUAGUUGACAUUUUUGGCUAUAGCAUUGUCUUGCCCCAUUGUUUUUAUUUUCCUGUUUGGUCUCACAUUGGUAAACUUCAUAUCUUUAUUAAAUGGAUGGCUCUCGUUAGCAUCGCACUAAGUCAAAGCAAUUUCAACAGAAACAUCAUUCUUGGAUCACUGCCAAAUCUAAGAAACCAAAAAUGUGUCGUAAAGAGAAUGGACUUUAUGUCAUGUGUUCUUUAUUGGGCUGAGAAAAUGAAGAUUGUAUUCAUGUUUGAUAACCAUUCUAUGCAAUUAAAAUUGUACUAUAACUUUUUUUUUUAGUAAUUUUGCAGAUAGGAUGGUGUCUGUUUUAUACAAUUUUUAUUUUAGUAACAUACUGUAGAUGAUCACCUGUCCAAGAUGCAGUAUGUACAUAAACACAUUGAUUUAUGCUUCAUAUUAACAUGAGAUUCAUAUAUCGCUCUGUGAUUAUGUUGUAUGGUACUGACCUUUAGAGAUUGAGAUCAUUGCAGCUUCAUAAAUACUAUUAGUCCGAUAAUUGGUUUCUCACAAUUUGUCAUUGUCUAUGCAGAGUAACCCAAAGAAUUGUUUGUGAUGUACAUGAGUGCAAUGUCUGUUCAAGAUGUAAGUUUUCAAUAAAUUGUCAAAUCUUUCAACUUA
Molecule: messenger RNA, 2450 nt
Organism: Labrus bergylta (ballan wrasse)
Lineage: Eukaryota; Metazoa; Chordata; Actinopteri; Labriformes; Labridae
Gene: gas2a
Product: growth arrest-specific protein 2
Biological process (GO): actin crosslink formation
Cellular component (GO): actin filament
Molecular function (GO): microtubule binding; actin filament binding; cytoskeletal adaptor activity
Source: RefSeq, a predicted model, not a curated record